UACGAGUUAAAGCCUUCAACCGAACAAAAAAAAAAAAGUCAUCCCAACCAAAAAGCCAUUCAAAACAACAUCGGAAUCUAAGAUACACCAAACCUUGUUAUGCUCGAAUCCGAAGUUGUCCAAAACCUAAUCCUCGUAAUAAUCCUUGUAUAAUCCGAAAUUCUCCGUCUACUUUUUUUUGUUUGGUUUCCGGAGAUUUUGUCGUAGAGGGAUCCCUCUGGUGUAGGAUUGUGUGUAUCUUCGGCGAUGGAAGCUGUUUCGGAUCAAGACACUAGUAUAUGCACUCACUGUGAUCGGGCUAUUCCUGCUGCAAAUAUUGACUUGCAUUAUGCUCAUUGCUCUCGGAAGCUUGAAAAAUGCAAAGUUUGUGGUGAUAUGGUUCCCAGAAAAAAUGCGGAGGAUCACUAUCUAAGCACCCAUGCACCGGUUUCUUGUUCAUUAUGCAGUGAGACAAUGGAGCGUGAUAUUUUAGAUAUCCAUAAAGGUGAAAAUUGCCCUCAAAGGAUUGUCACUUGUCAGUUCUGUGAGUUUCCAUUGCCAGCAAUUGAUCUGGCCGAGCAUCAGGAAGUAUGCGGGAAUCGAACAGAGCUUUGUCACCUUUGUAACAAAUAUGUUAGACUGCGUGAAAGAUUCAGCCAUGAAGCUCGAUGCAAUGGCAUCCAAGAUAGUUCUGUGGGUACUUCAAGGAAUGUGAGGGAAGCUGAGAGAGAGCAAGGUGCUAGAAGAAGGCCGCCGCCGCCACAGAAUGACUUCUCAACUAAACGCCUUCUUUUCACAAUAGCCAUCACUGGUAUUGCUGUCAUACUGGGAUCUUUUUUUCUACAGAGGAAAGCAGAUCCCAGUGACGUGCAUUAGCAACAAAGUCAAAACAUUUUAGGAUCCUGCAUUUUCUGUAUAAUCCAUUCCCCUGCAUCAGAAGCCGGAUGAGAUAUACUUUUGCUAAUGUGAUGUAUUGGAAGUGUAUAACACAUCGGCAUUGUCAUUUUAUAAAAUAUAUAUUUAAUUAUAGACUCAUUGAAAAUGACUGUAGCUCUGCAUUUGAUGACAAUAAUUGAAAGUUUUAGGAAAUCUUCUGUUCUUUUUUAUUUAUUAUUAUAUGAUACUGUUAGAAAUUGAACACUCUGCUAAGUGCUAAGGAUUCUGUUAAAGACCUUGGCCAUAGGUUAUUGUUGUAUCACGGUCGUUAAAGCAUGGGUAAAGGUCAUUUUAAUGUA
This is a messenger RNA of Glycine soja, 1214 nucleotides long. RefSeq names its product XIAP-associated factor 1-like. The coding region runs from base 247 to 855 and encodes 202 amino acids. The record is from RefSeq and is a predicted model, not a curated record. NCBI's taxonomy places the organism in Eukaryota, Viridiplantae, Streptophyta, Magnoliopsida, Fabales, Fabaceae. The transcript is spliced from 5 exons.